This is a messenger RNA of Triticum aestivum (bread wheat), 1342 nucleotides long. Its product is annotated as BTB/POZ and MATH domain-containing protein 2-like. The record is from RefSeq and is a predicted model, not a curated record. Bases 158 to 1207 code for a protein of 349 amino acids. Gene Ontology annotation, molecular function: protein binding. Gene Ontology annotation, biological process: protein ubiquitination. The transcript is spliced from 2 exons. NCBI's taxonomy places the organism in Eukaryota, Viridiplantae, Streptophyta, Magnoliopsida, Poales, Poaceae.
GUAUAGCUAUCAGGACUCCGGAGGCCAAGAGCACGAAACCCUAGCCACCGAUCGAGGAGCGAGCCCACGAGACAGUAAAGCACGAGCGGCGACCAGGCGACCCAACACCACCGAUCGCGGCGGCUUCGGCAAGUACCGCGGCGGCUGAGCGCCUUGUAUGGCCGGAACAGCAGCCUCACCACCAAUCGCCGCCACCACCUGUGGCGGCAGGCAAGCCAUGAGUAACGGAGGCACAACCACCACAGAGCCGCCGGCAUGCACGACGACGACUCCUAUGGAUUCUGCUGUCCUUCAGUUCAGGUUGGACUACGAGCAAAUCAAGCACCUUAGCGUCAACCAGGUCAUCUCCUCUGACGUCGUCUCCGUCGGCCAACACAUGUGGAGGAUCGACUGUUACCCGCGGGGACUAGAAAAGCACUCCGACAAGGACAAUGGAAAUUAUGUUUCCCUGUACCUCAGGCACCUGAGCAGCUCCAGAAGCGUAAACGCCAUCUUGGACGCCUUCCUGAUGGAUAGAAAUGACAACCCAUCAGAAGCCCGGAAGACGACGGAACUUCACAAGUUCAAAAUCAAGGGCGACCCUUUAAAACGCGACGACUGGGGAUAUAAUCGGUUCGUGGCCAGAAGGGUCCUUGAGGAAAACUAUGUUGUGGAGGGGCACAUCACGUUCGUAUGCACCAUCAUCGUCAUGCGUGAUACACCUGUCACCGUGCCGCCUUCAGACAUCGGAAACCAUCUCGGCUGCUUGCUGGAUCAGCCAUAUGGGACGGACGUGUCGUUUACUGUCGACGGCGAGACAUUCCCCGUGAACCGAGCGAUCCUUGCAGCCCGCUCACCGGUCUUUAGGGCAGAGCUUUUUGGGUCCAUGGCCGAAGCUACUAUGUCAUCCAUCACGCUGCACGAUAUCAUGCCUUCAACAUUCAAACGCAUGCUUCGGUUCAUAUACACGGAUGAGUUUCCUACUACAGAAGAUAACCCCUCCAAUGAGGUAUUAUUUGAUUUACUUGCUGCUGCAGAUCGCUACGCGCUAGACCGGCUAAAGCUUAUGUGUGUCCAAAAGUUAUGGGAUAAUGUGUCAAUGGAUACAGUUAUUGAUAUUCAAGCUUGUGCGGAGAUGUACAAUUGCCCCGAGUUGAAGGACAAGUGCAUUGACUUUAUUGCUAGAAAGAAAGAAUCUAAGAAGCAGCCGGAGUCUUCAUCGGGCUAGGGCACAUACUUCAUGGAUUAUGGUUGGUGAGCUUGGACUAGAGAGUGCUCGAAUAUAAUGUACUGGAUUAUUUUUACACAGGUGCAUAUCCAUAAGGGAUUCUAUUUGUGCUUUGAUAAGAAUUACGGUUUGUUU